This is a messenger RNA of Cuscuta epithymum, 851 nucleotides long. Lineage: Eukaryota; Viridiplantae; Streptophyta; Magnoliopsida; Solanales; Convolvulaceae. The record is from the annotation of a GenBank genome assembly.
GGUGUCAAAGGAAGAAGUAAAAUUCAUACUCCAUAACAAAAUCCAAUCGCAGGAAAAACAGAGUAGCUAGUUCACUAUGAGCAGCGACUUGUUUCUGAGUAACUCACCUCCCAACAGUUCAUUGGGAGACAAAACCACAAUCAAGGGAUUGAAAUACCAUUGGUCGAACCAGGACAUUUUCGUGGAUGUUGAUACUUGGAUCUUUACGCGUGUAGCUAUACCACAACAUCCCUCCACAGAUUUAUCUCGGUUAGUGGAGAAAAUAGUGAAAGAUGGGAAUUCAUAUACCACACUUCUGCAAAUAGCUCGGGCUGUUGCAGAAACUGCUCUGACGGAGAACGACUAUGUAUCGGCGAUCAGCGUGUCUGUGAAAGUGGAGAAGCCAACUCAAGCCGCUGCUGAUUCCGCUGAUUCUUGGGGGGCUGAAGUCUUUCGCGUCAAGCCCAGAUAAUAACGAUUAUAUGUUUAUAUAUAUUCGUUGUUUUCUUGGAUGGAAAGAAGAUUCACUCGGUGUUGCUUGCAUGGUGUGAUUGUCAUCGUCGUUAUGUUCUGAUUUUUGAAUAAACUAAGCCGAGUUGUACGCUGCUUUUCCCGUGUCAUCAAUCUCUGAAUAAAUUUUAUGUUCCCACGGUCCAAUGUUAUUUUAGCUUUAUUAUAUAGUGAUAACGAUUAAGUGUGUGUGAGUGUGUCCUAGAAUAAACUAGAUCUCUCUUAAUUUAUUCUAUAAGCAAUUGUAAUUCUAGCCGCGUUCUAGGUUACAAGAGACAUCAGUUAAAUUAUUCAAACACAAAUUAAACGGCAUUCAUGCAAUUAAUCCAUCAAGAAUCUAGUCAUACAUCAUGAUUAACCCC